CGGCUCCGGGCCCGCCGCGCUGCGCGGGGCGCGGCCGCUCCGGCCCGGGGCGCGGGGCCGCUCCGCCGCCGCGGGGCUGCUCACGGCAGAUGCGCCAAGCCCAGCUGAAUCCGCCCAGGGUGAGAGCUGCCAGGUUGGCUGCCCUGUGACCAAGGCCACUUGGCACCAUGCCUGCUGCCCAGCAGGUCCUGCUCCGCUCGGCCACCAUGUGGCUGCUCCUGCACAGCCUCCUCCUGGCCUCCAGCCUCCGCUCCGCCUCCGCCUUCCCCAAGGGCUGCUACCCCUCGGAAGAGGAGGGGCUGAAGACCUUCCGCUGCAGCCACGCCAGGCUGACCGAGGUGCCCAGGGACAUCCCCAACGACACCAACAAGCUCUACCUGGACUCCAACCGCAUCCCCUUCCUGCCCCGCGACGCCUUCCGGGACCUGCCCGUGCUGCUGGAGCUGGACCUGUCCCACAACUCCAUCGCCGGCGUGGAGAGCGGAGCCUUCCGCGGCCUGGCAGACCACCUGCACACCCUGGACCUCUCCUCCAACAGGUUGGUGUCGCUCGGCAAGGAGGCCUUCGGCCACCUCAAGGCCAAGGUCAACCUCUCCGACAACCCCUGGCGCUGCGACUGCCGGCUGCAGGAGCUGCUCCGCGCCGUGGAGCUGGCGGCCGGCUCCUCGGCCGGCAUCCUGUGCCACUCCUCGGCCCAGGAGGAGCACGUGGGCAAGGCCUUCCUGCAGGUGAUGGCCGACACCGACUUCUGCAACGCCUACAAGAGGACCACGGACAUCGCCAUGCUGGUCACCAUGUUCGGCUGGUUCGCGAUGGUGAUCUCCUACCUGGUCUACUACGUGCGCCAGAACCAGGAGGACGCCCGGCGCCACCUGGAGUAUCUCAAGUCCCUGCCCAGCAAGCAGCGCAGGUCGGAGGAGUCCUCCACCAUCAGCACCGUGGUGUGAGGCAGCGGCACCCCGCGGGGCACCGGCGGCGCUGGGCAUCGGCCGCUCCCCGGGGGGAGCUGCCA
Messenger RNA from Dryobates pubescens (Downy woodpecker), 1012 nucleotides. RefSeq names its product leucine rich repeat containing 3C (gene LRRC3C). Gene Ontology annotation, molecular function: protein binding. Bases 168 to 947 code for a protein of 259 amino acids. NCBI's taxonomy places the organism in Eukaryota, Metazoa, Chordata, Aves, Piciformes, Picidae. The record is from RefSeq and is a predicted model, not a curated record. The transcript is spliced from 2 exons.